AUGACACUCAGGAACUGCUCCCUUCAUAACAGCUUGGUUGAGAUCUCCAUAGCCACCCUGCUGAUUCUGGAAUUUGCAUUGGGACUGCUAGGCAAUGCAAUUGCCCUCUGGUCUUUUAUUUCUCACUUAAAGGUAUGGAAACCUUAUGCAGUUUAUUUGCUCAACCUGGUAGUUGCGGAUCUUUUGUUGUCUAUGUGCCUGCCAUUCCAAAUAACCUUCUAUCUCACGCACAAGAAAUGGGGAAUGGGACCAGGAGCUUGGUGCAUCCUGACCUUCCUGCUGUCCCUCAGCAGGACCAGUGGCAUUGUUUUCCUUACUGCGGUGGCUAUGGAUCGCUACCUCCGGGUGGUCCAUCCUCGUUGCAAGAUCAACAGCUUCUCAACUCAGGCAGCCAAGUUUAUUUCUGCUUUAAUCUGGCUUCUGGUGGUGGGACUGGUUCACCCAAGCCUGGUGGCUUCCAAGAUUGCGAAAAAUUCCACUGAGUUCCACAGUUUCUACCCCAUAGAAGACAUCAUUUUUGGCAGCACUUGGCAGCAAGUGGUGUUCUGUCUUCAGUUUCUUCUUGCCUUCAGUCUCAUCCUUUUCUGCACCAUUUGCAUGAUUAAGAGGCUCCAGCAGCGGCUCCGAGACCAAGACAAACAGCCCAAGCUUCAGAGAUCUAUGACAUUAGUCACCAUGGUGGUGGUGCUCUUUGGAAUUUGCUUUCUACCCAGCUUUCUCUCUAGAAUCCUCAUAACCAUCCUCCAAAGGUCAGAAAGCUGCCGGACCCUUCAGGUGAUGGUUCACAUAUGUGAUGUCACCAACAGCCUCACCUAUCUCAAUAGUGUCCUCAACCCAAUGGUAUACUGUUUUUCAAAUCCAGUGUUCAGAUAUUCAUUUAGAAAAGUUUUUCAUACUAUAAGAGGAAGAAGAAAAGAAUCACAGCCUCAGGGUUUUGAUCUCAGAGAUUCCUGUUAUAGUGGAUAG
Dromiciops gliroides (monito del monte) is the source of this 966-nucleotide messenger RNA. RefSeq names its product G protein-coupled receptor 31 (gene GPR31). Gene Ontology annotation, biological process: G protein-coupled receptor signaling pathway. The coding region runs from base 1 to 966 and encodes 321 amino acids. The record is from RefSeq and is a predicted model, not a curated record. Lineage: Eukaryota; Metazoa; Chordata; Mammalia; Microbiotheria; Microbiotheriidae. Gene Ontology annotation, molecular function: G protein-coupled receptor activity. The transcript has a single exon. Gene Ontology annotation, cellular component: membrane.